This is a messenger RNA of Mesitornis unicolor (brown roatelo), 1233 nucleotides long. It is a transcript of the gene DDX49, whose product is annotated as DEAD (Asp-Glu-Ala-Asp) box polypeptide 49. The annotation marks the transcript as partial. The transcript is spliced from 11 exons. Gene Ontology annotation, molecular function: ATP binding; nucleic acid binding. The record is from RefSeq and is a predicted model, not a curated record. Lineage: Eukaryota; Metazoa; Chordata; Aves; Mesitornithiformes; Mesitornithidae.
UGGUCCCGCUACACCUCUCUUUUCCCCGGCAGGGAGUUGGCGUACCAGAUCGCUGAGCAGUUCCGUGUCCUGGGGAAGCCCCUCGGCCUGAAGGACUGCGUGGUGGUGGGUGGCCUGGAUAUGGUGGCGCAGGCACUGGAGCUCUCCCGUAAACCCCACGUUGUCAUUGCUACUCCUGGCAGGCUGGCGGAUCACCUCCGCAGUUCCAACACUUUCAGCCUUAAAAAGCUAAAAUUCUUGGUUUUGGAUGAAGCUGACCGGUUGCUGGAGCAGGGCUGUGCUGACUUCACCGCAGACCUGGAGGUGAUUUUGGAUGCCGUUCCAGCACGCAGACAAACGUUGCUGUUCAGCGCCACGCUCACCGAUACGCUGAACGAGCUGAAGAGCCUGGCUGCCAACAGACCGUUCUUCUGGGAGGCUGUGUCUGAGGUGCGGACAGUGGAUGAGUUGGACCAACGCUACUUGCUUGUCCCCGAGGCAGUCAAGGAUGCAUACCUUGUCCACUUAAUCCAGACCUUCCAGGACGAGCAUGAGGACUGGUCCAUUAUUAUCUUUACCAAAACCUGCAAGGACUGCCAGGUCUUGAACAUGAUGCUCAGGAAAUACAGCUUCCCUUCUGUAGCUCUGCAUUCCAUGAUGAAACAGCGGCAACGAUUUGCAGCUUUAGCGAAGUUCAAGUCCAGCAUCUUUAAGAUUCUCAUUGCCACUGAUGUUGCUGCCAGGNNNUUGGACAUUCCUGCAGUACAAGUUGUCAUCAACCACAACACUCCUGGCCUGCCAAAAAUCUACAUUCACCGGGUUGGCCGGACAGCCCGUGCAGGUCGGAAAGGAAUGGCUAUUACACUGGUGACGCAGUAUGACAUCCAUCUCGUACAUGCUAUUGAGGAGGAAAUCAAACUGAAGCUGCAGGAGUUCUCGGUGGAGGAGCAGUUUGUGCUUGACAUCCUCACCCAAGUGAACGUCACCAGGAGGGAGUGUGAAAUUGAACUGGAGGGAAUGGAUUUUGAUGAGAAGAAAGAAAUAAAUAAGCGGAAACAAAUGAUCCUUGAAGGGAAGGAUCCUGAUCUGGAGGCAAAAAGGAAGGCAGAGUUAGUCAAGAUCAGGAAGAAAAACAAGCAAUGCCGUGAGAAGAUCCAGCAGGCACUGCAGAAGAAAAAGCAGCUGCAGAUGAAGAGGAAACUGCAGAAGAAGAUGGAGUGGCGGAACAAACUGCAAGCAAAGGAAGAGAAAUAA